Parnassius apollo (apollo) is the source of this 2022-nucleotide messenger RNA. The record is from the annotation of a GenBank genome assembly. Lineage: Eukaryota; Metazoa; Arthropoda; Insecta; Lepidoptera; Papilionidae.
AUGGAUGAUAGCUCCGUGUCUCAUCACAACGGAGGGCAAGUGGGAUCUCAAAUCGGAGUUAGUGUAAAUAAUAAACAAAAUGAAGAAUCUAGCCAAAGUGUCCAGUAUUCAAUACCAGGCAUUUUGCAUUUUAUCCAACACGAAUGGGCGAGAUUUGAGCUCGAGAGAUCACAAUGGGAGGUGGAUAGAGCUGAAUUUGAGGCCCGGAUCGCCUUCCUCCAAGGAGAGAGGAAGGGUCAAGAAAAUCUUAAAAAUGAUCUUGUAAGGCGGAUUAAAAUGUUAGAAUACGCAUUGAAACAGGAACGCGCUAAGUUCCAUAAGCUUAAAUAUGGUGUAGAACUACAGCAAGGUGAUGUACGCCCUCCACCCGAGGAGCCGCCCACGGAACCUGAGCCUGCGGAAAAGGCUCAGUGGAAACAGGGGCGUCAACUCAUCAAACAGUACCUACAGGAAAUAGGUUACACAGACACAAUACUGGAUGUUCGUUCUAAUCGUGUGCGGACUUUACUUGGCUUAAACAAUGAGGAACAGGUUGAAGAUCCGAAUUACAGAAAUUAUGAUAAUAAAUUUCGCGAGAGAUGUGGUGACUCACCAAUCAACUCCUUGAUCCGAAAGUAUGACUAUGGAGGUAAGGAGCAACGCAAAGGUGGUGUCGCUACUGGAGGUGGUUACAAUGAAGAGGGACUUUCAAAUCAAGAGACUGCAGCAGUCUUUGCCAACUUUGAGUUCUUGGCUAACCAGGAAAUGGACAUGGACGAGAUCGAUGAUUUAGAUGCUAAUAAGCCACAUCAUACAUCGGGUAAACAAGGCGAGGAGGUAGACCACGAAGCUGAAGAGGUUUUAAACGAGCUCAACUUGCUGACAGAGAGCGAGGCAGACGGUGGCGGCCAAGGCGACGAGUAUCCCGUUGGCGGCGUGGUGGGCGGCGUGGCCGCUGGCGGUGGCGAGGCGGACGACAAGCCGCUAGCGCUGGGCGAGCUGGCGCAGCUCACCGUCAGCAACGAGCCCGAGGCGUACGACGUCGCCGGCGCCAACAAGGAGUCCUUCCGCAAGACGUGGAACGCCAAGUACACGCUGCGCUCGCACUUCGACGGGGUUCGAGCGCUGGCUUUCCACCCAACAGAAGCCGCUUUAGUGACAGCCUCUGAAGACCAUACUCUCAAAUUGUGGAACCUACAGCGGACUGUUCAAGCAAAAAAGUCAGCUGGCUUAGAUGUAGAGCCCUUAUAUACCUUCCGGGCUCAUACGGCUCCGGUGUUAUGCCUGGCCAUGGGAGCUCCCCGCUCUGAAGAGUGUUUUUCAGGCGGACUGGAUGGGACUAUCCGGGUUUGGAACCUGCCUCCCCCCACAGCUGAUCCUUACGACCCUUACGAUCCUGCCGUGCAGGGGCCGGUGCUGCGCGAGCACACGGACGCGGUGUGGUCGCUGGCGAGCGCGCACGGGCGGCUGCUGUCAGCGUCGGCGGACGGCACGGCGCGGCUGUGGGCGCCGCGCGCCGCGCGCCCGCUGCUCGCCACGCUGCGCGACGACGCGCACGCCGCGCACCCCGCGCCCGCCGCUGCCGCCGACUUCGCCGACGGUGGGGCGCGCGCCGCCGUCGUCUACCGCGACGGCACGCUGCUACUGUACGACCUCGAGACCAGCCAGGUGGUGGUGCGCAUCGCGUGCGAGAGCGCGGCGGGGCGCGUGCGCGCGCACCCCGCGCUGCCGCUGCUGGUGACGGCGCACGAGGACCGCCACAUCCGCUUCUGGGACGCGGCGUCGGGUCGCUGCGCGCACGCCAUGGUGGCGCACCUGGACGCCGUCACCGGCCUGGCGCUCGACCCCAAUGGCCUCUUCCUGCUGUCCGGCAGCCACGACUGCUCCGUGCGCCUCUGGAACCUUGAUACCAAGACCUGCGUGCAGGAAAUCACGGCGCACCGCAAGAAGUUCGACGAGAGCAUCCUCGACGUCGCCUUCCACCCGCUGCGCCCCUACAUCGCGAGCGCCGGCGCCGACGGACUCGCCAAGGUCUUCGUCUGA